Papaver somniferum (opium poppy) is the source of this 1650-nucleotide messenger RNA. Its product is annotated as probable leucine-rich repeat receptor-like protein kinase At1g35710. The transcript has a single exon. Gene Ontology annotation, molecular function: receptor serine/threonine kinase binding. The record is from RefSeq and is a predicted model, not a curated record. Bases 18 to 1607 code for a protein of 529 amino acids. NCBI's taxonomy places the organism in Eukaryota, Viridiplantae, Streptophyta, Magnoliopsida, Ranunculales, Papaveraceae.
UGGCAUUCACAAGUAACAUGAAAUUCAGCUCUCUUCUUGUCUUAAUCUGUUUUGCAACCAUCUUCUUGUCCAUAGAAGCAUGUCAUGAAACUGACAAAGCAGCUCUUCUUGAUUUCAAGAGUAAGAUAAACCAAGAUCCAACCAAACUGUUACAAACUUGGAACCAAUCCACUGACUGCUGUACACAAUGGGAAGGGGUCGCUUGUGAUUCCAAUGGUCGUGUCGUGAAUCUGACUCGUCCUGGUUUGUUUUCCACUGACGAUUCGAUCUUCGAUACGUUCAUGAACGGAAAGAUUUCUCCAUCUUUGGGUAAUCUUGAAUUUCUUGAGUUCCUAGACCUUAGUAACCUCAAACAGUUAACGGGAUCCAUUCCUUCGGAACUCGGAAAAUUGUCACACCUUACUGCUCUUUUCCUAGACACCAACCAGCUCUCUGGUCCAAUCCCUGCAUCAUUUCAAAAUCUUACUAAGCUCAUUAGGAUGUACGUCAGCGAUAAUCUUUUAUCUGGUUCAGUUCCCUCCAUUUUCCAACAUAUGUCUUCUCUUUCGGAACUGGGUUUAUUCAACAAUCAGCUAUCUGGUGGAAUUCCAUCUUCAGUUAGCCAACUAGUUUCUCUGACGAAGCUCGAUAUCCAUGGAAACAGAUUCUCAGGUGGUAUACCAAGAGCAAUUGGCUCUCUCAAGAAGUUGAUAUCACUAGACUUAUCCGAGAACCAGCUUACCGGAAGCAUUCCUCAAUCUAUCGGAGAACUUUCCAAGUUAAACUUACUCUAUCUAUAUCAAAACAGGCUUAGUGGAAGCAUUCCUAGUUCAAUUUCAGGGUUAACGUCUCUUCAAUUUAUGCGAUUGUCAGAUAACAAACUUACCGGCAGUCUACCAUCAUCCAUCGGUAAAAUUCCACUCCGAAGGUUAAUACUUGAGAACAAUUUGUUAACAGGUGAAUUACCCGCUAGUCUUGGCAAUCUUACAGACCUUGAUAGCAUAUACUUGAAAAACAACCGUUUUACCGGUAAGAUCCCUUCAAGUCUUAGCAAUCUUGUGAACCUCCUAGACCUUGAUAUGUCUAGAAAUGGGUUGUCUGGUCCAAUUCCUUCUCAACUAGCUACAUUGAACUUGCAAAUCCUGGAUUUGUCAUUCAACCCACUGAACCUAGUAAACAUACCAACUUGGAUUGCAAAUGUGAAUACCCUUCAGCGACUAUAUCUAGCUCGCACCGGGAUAACUGGAGAACUCCCACGAUGGUUAUCUGGAAUGAGUCUGACAUAUCUUGAUGUAUCGAGUAACAUGUUAGCUGGAGAUUUGCCUACAUGGGUAGGAAACAUGACAAGCUUAUAUUCACUUAAUGUGUCUACCAACGGAUUCCGUUCAACUAUACCAGCUGUGCUCGAGAACCUUUCAGGUUUAGGAGAACUUGAUCUUCACAUGAACAAUUUCACUGGUAGUAUACCUUCUGGAGUAAUAAACUUGGCGAAUCUUGAGAUAUUUGAUGUGUCAAAGAACAUGCUGACAGGUGAAAUUCCAGUUCAUGGUAAGGCAUUUCCCGCCUCUUCUUUUGAAGGGAAUUCUGGUUUAUGUGGCUCUCCUCUACCUCCAUGUAAAACUGCUUAAUUAAUAAUCUCUUUGUAUCUCUUAUUAAAACUGCUUAGUUAAU